CCCUGUCCUUAUUCCCCGAGUUUCUGCUGCUGCUCCGUGGGUGAACGAGAGUCCUUGGAAGCUUGGUUUCCAGUUCGGCAAUGGCGCUUGAGGCGUGGUUCAUGGACGACAGCGAUGGCGACAAGAGGCUCCCUCACCAUCGCAGCCCCCCAGAGUUCGUCUCUUCGGACCACCUGUCAGAUGUGGGGGUUCUGUACUGGAAGUUGGAUCCCAGUGACUAUGAGAACGACGAGGAGCUGCGCAAGAUCAGGGAGGACAGAGGGUACAAUUACAUGGAUCUGGUGGAUCUGUGCCCGGAGAAAGUGGACGACUACGAGCAGAAGCUCAAGAACUUCUGGACGGAGCACAUACACGGGGAUGAAGAGAUACGCUACUUCUUAGAAGGGAGCGGAUACUUUGAUAUCCGAGACAAGGACGACCGCUGGAUUAGGAUGUGGGUAAAGCCUGGCGACCUCAUCGUCCUGCCCGCCGGAAUCUACCACCGGUUCACUCUCGACACCAGCAACUACAUCAAGUUGAUGAGGCUGUUUAUUGGCGAACCCGUGUGGGCGUCUUUUAAUCGGCCGCAGGAAGACCACCCGGCAAGGAAGCAGUACACAAGAAGCUUGACCGAGAAAGCGGGCGCUGCGCUCGCGGCUCAUUAAUUCUCACGAGCUGCAAGGAAUGGCCGGCCACAUGCUCUUGGAAUGUACGCUGGAAUUACAUAAAGCUUCGUGUUCGGAUGUCGCCUCUCUAUGUAUUUAUCUGUACUUUCUGGAUUGCAAACUGAUGUUCUGAAAUACAAUUUCCCCGUAAUCCAGCUCUUGUUUCGGUC
Molecule: messenger RNA, 814 nt
Organism: Rhodamnia argentea
Lineage: Eukaryota; Viridiplantae; Streptophyta; Magnoliopsida; Myrtales; Myrtaceae
Product: 1,2-dihydroxy-3-keto-5-methylthiopentene dioxygenase 1-like
Exons: 5
Coding region: 81-644 (187 amino acids)
Molecular function (GO): acireductone dioxygenase [iron(II)-requiring] activity
Source: RefSeq, a predicted model, not a curated record